This is a messenger RNA of Xenopus laevis (African clawed frog), 966 nucleotides long. It is a transcript of the gene nog2.L, whose product is annotated as noggin 2 L homeolog. Gene Ontology annotation, biological process: osteoblast differentiation; negative regulation of BMP signaling pathway; dorsal/ventral pattern formation. NCBI's taxonomy places the organism in Eukaryota, Metazoa, Chordata, Amphibia, Anura, Pipidae. Gene Ontology annotation, cellular component: extracellular region. The record is from RefSeq and is marked provisional.
GGGGGGGUUGAACAUCAUGAAGAGGAUAAAUCUGCCUGAGGCUUUUUUGCUUUGCUUGUGGCUGUUUCUGGUUCACCAUCAGGGGUCCUGUCAGCCUUAUCUCAGGCUUAGACCCUCUCCGAGUGAAAAUUUACCUGUAAAGGACAUCAUUGAACACCCAGACCCAGAGCAAGACCCAAAGGAGCAGGAUCUGGAUGAGCGGACAUUGAGGAAGAAGCUUGGUAGCAACUUCGACCCUAAUUUUAUGUCAGUGGUUUUGCCCAACAGCGUCAACACAUCCACCCAGGACUCAUUGACUAAAAUGAAAACCCUUGGCUCUAUCCCUUUGGAGCUGAAGAAACUAGACCUCAGCGAGACACCGUACGGUGGCAGGAUCAGGAUGGGCAAGAAGGCCCGUAGGAAGUUCUUGCAGUGGUUGUGGGCUUACACUUACUGCCCAGUGAUGUACACCUGGAAGGACUUGGGGGUCAGGUUCUGGCCAAGGUUUAUCAAGGAGGGACAUUGCUUCUCCGAAAAGUCUUGUUCCUUUCCAGAGGGCAUGUACUGCAAGCCCAUCAAGUCAGUCACAAAGACCUUUUUAAGAUGGUACUGCCAGGGAUGGACUAGGCAGAAGUAUUGUACAUGGAUUCCAGUUCAGUACCCUAUCAUUUCAGAGUGUAAGUGUUCAUGCUAACUGCUGGUACCCAAAAAAAAAUUAAAUAAAAAGACUUAAAGAAAUGGGAAUGGGGGCAAUGUUUAACCUCUGUACUGCUGACGGGCAAACAACAUGGUGCAUUACUGCCACUGGCAACUGGGUAUGGAAACAUUUGCAAUGGACAAACUCUAGACGUUGAACUGUUGGGUGGCAGAAGACUAUGUAGAUGGGGACAUACCCUUAACACGUUCAUUGCUUGGCAGUGAAGUCACAGAUGUAGAUGUAGUUAGCCUCUUUGUUUACUAAGAGGGAGUAAAAUAAUAAAUUAAGCU